CCUCCAAAUAUGCAAGUAGAAGGCCCAAUUUAAUCAUUUAAUAUAUUAUAAAGGUAUUUGUGGAGAUGAGCUAUAAGAAAAGGCAAAAAAGAAAAGGCAAUGUCUAUAACUAUUGUGUACGUGGGGUAUAAGAAAAGGCAAAAAAAAACAUGGAGCCUGAGAUAAAUCAGCCGGAUAGAGCAAUAAAAAUAGUCUGUUGCUCCAUAUACGGAUAGUUUGUUACAGAAGUAUGAUUCGCUAGGAGGAUAAUAAUGCCUCAUGAUCUCGCUGUAGCUAUUGGCCGCAUCCCCACUCUCCUCCACCUCGCACCGCGCCAGACUUGAUCGAUCGAUAAGGGACUCCGGACUCCAGCGAACGUGGGCACCUACAACUCUACAGCAACCGCCAGAAGCAGUCACCACAAUAUUGUUCCCUUCCCCAAUCGCCCCAUCCAAACUCUCCUCCACCUCGCCGGCCUCCUCCACCUCAACUCUGUCCACUCGCCCCACGAAUCUGGCUGUGUUGCAUCAUUCUCAAUGUCUGGGCCGCCAUCCCCGAUGCCCUCUGUGGAUCAAUCUCCACCCAGAUUCGGUGCUAUUGUCCAUGCUAUCAACGCGGAAAACAUCGACAGAGGAUUAAAGGGUGAGGACACAGAUAAUAUGCAGAUUGAAGAGGGGCUGACCAAAUCUGAGAGCAACGAGCUAGAAAAUAAAACCAGCAAAGAGGCUACGUACUCCAAAUUGACAAAUGAAUUAUCCGACAACAAAACAAGUCAACAACUGUUGUCAGCUCUUGACAACCACUUAGCAACAACGUCUGGCACGGAAUGGCCAGGAACUAUACAAAACGAGUUGGCAUUGCCCAUCCAGAUGGAGAAACAUAUGCGACGGCAUAACAAGCCUAAGAAGGCAGAGGACUAUGUGGUUUCUCCAGAAGAUUAUGCUUGCACCAGCGAUGAUUGGUCCGUGAUUGACAAAAUCAGAAAUGAACCUAGCGACAAAAGAUAUUUAGUGAGCAUCGGUGAUGGAUAUCUUAAAAAGGCCGAGUUAAUGUCUCUUUUAACUCCCGGAGAAUUCAUUGGCGAUGAAAUCAUAAACGCGUACAUAAAUUGCAUAAGUCGUACAGAGCAUCUACAGAUGAGGGCAGGUGGAAGUGUGUUUUUAGAGAAUGCAUGCAUCUCUAAGACCAUAAAGAGUUUUAGCUGGUUGGGGCCUGAUGAUGCACCAACAUGGUUAUUAGAUAGAGUCAGAACUUAUUUGAAACAUGAUAUGAUACACAUUCCAGUGAACAGUAACAACAUUCAUUGGUACGUAGCAGUUAUAAAUACCAAAAAACGAUGUAUCCAAGUGCUCGACUCGCUCGGCAGAGGAAUGGGUCGCAAAGACCUUGCUGCUAUGGUUGAAGGACUGCAAAAUUUAUUCAAAUAUGCAUCGCUUAACAUGGAAUUAAAAGCUGAUAAAUGGCCGGACCUAAACGUGACAACAUGGCCACGAGAAGAGUGCAUUACGAGCAGUCUUCAAACAGAUGGCUCAUCGUGUGGUUUGUGGAUGUUAAAUUUCAUGGAAUACUUCACGGGGGAUAUUGUAUCCGACAUUCCUGAACAGGUCAAUAUGACAGAUUUUAGAAGCAAACUAGCAGCCAUUUUGGUGGAUUCACAUUUGAAUGAUGAUGAUAUAAGGAAUCGAGACUUGAAAGAUGAUGAAGACCAAACCUUUGAUCCCACUGAUUGUGUCAUUGUGGAUGGACCCCCUAAAAGCAUCAAAACAUCGAAACUAGCAUCUGAAAUUGGAUUCAUCUCGCAGUCAUUGCUUCUGUCACCAUCUGCCAAUCCAACCGAUGAGGAAUUAAUAGAUGAACUUCGCCUAUACAUCAGCACAAUUCAUGAUGUCCCUUCACUAGAGACCGAAUGGGUUAAAAGUUCAAGUCCUUAUCCUAUUAGUCUUAAUUUAAGACAAAUAAGUAACAUACUAAAAAUGAAUGAAAAUAUGGACGUUAGUUGCUUCAAUAUGGUUGUACGGAUACUGGCGUGGCAUGACAUCCAGCUUGCUAGGGAUGUCCCAGUCUACUACAUGGAUUUGAACUUUUGUUUGAUGUCUCAAUAUGCACGAGAUCCAAGUCGUAGUGACAAUCCUGACGUUGCUCGGUUGGCUCAGUUGUUUCUUAGCUGGCCUGACAGCAAUGAGUAUCAUAUAUCUGAAUGCAAUAUGAUUUUAUUGCCUUGGGAUAUUGUUGGGUUAUUCCAGUUGUUCGUCUUCGAUCGGCACAAAAAAGUUAUCUCUUUUUUGAACCCGCUUCCAAUACCAUAUUUGGCGAAGACUAUACUUAAAAAUGUGGCCGAUAAUUUUAAUCUUGCCCUUGAAGUUGCAAACCCUGCAUCAAAGGAUGACAUAACUAAAUGGGGUUGCAAGGCUCCCAAAGUUCCAACAAAUCUAGACGAUGCUCUGUCGGGUUAUUUGGUUUUUGAGUUCAUGCAUUCAUGGUACGAUGGAUUGCUACAUUUUCCAGUACCCACGGACGGUUUUCAACUAAGGAAGCGAUUUUUGGUUCACAUCCUGAAGUAUGAAGCAAAUGAAGCUUUAAGCAAUAUCCCAGCCAUUGCACGAAGCCUUAUUGAUCGCAUAAAAAAGUGGACCUUCAAGAAAGAACCGUCAUCCGCGAAUAAAUAGAAGAUACAAUGUUGCUUAGUUAUUUUAUCUGUCACUCAUAUUUCGCCAUGUAUCAAGAAUACAUAGAUGGACCUUCAAGAAGAAACAUAAUACAUAUUGUUGCUUAGUUUA
Lolium perenne is the source of this 2756-nucleotide messenger RNA. RefSeq lists its product as uncharacterized. Gene Ontology annotation, biological process: protein desumoylation; proteolysis. The record is from RefSeq and is a predicted model, not a curated record. Gene Ontology annotation, cellular component: nucleus. NCBI's taxonomy places the organism in Eukaryota, Viridiplantae, Streptophyta, Magnoliopsida, Poales, Poaceae. Gene Ontology annotation, molecular function: deSUMOylase activity.